CGUGUCUGAGGAGAAGCGCCGCGUGUGGUAACGCGGGAAGCCCGCCUCUGAGGCACUGCGAGUUCCGGCCGGCGCCCGCUUUUCCCUGGUGGUGCGCCGGUGUCGAGUCCCACGUGGAGAUGGCAGACGACCUUGGAGACGAGUGGUGGGAGAACCAGCCGGCAGGAGCAGCCAGCAGCCCAGAAGCCUCAGAUGGUGAAGGAGGAGGAGACACAGAAAUGACGCAGCAGGAGACAGCUCCAGUACCUGCCCUGUCAAAGAAAACCAAACAGCCUAAAGAAUGUUUCUUGAUACAACCAAAGGAAGCAAAUGAAGAUGCCACCAAGACCAGGAAAAGGAAAAAGAAGAAAAUUACUGAUGUUCUUGCAAAAUCAGAGCCAAAACCAGGGACACCUGAAGACCUACAGAAACUGAUGAAGGACCAUUACAGCAGCACUCACUCAGUGAUUGAAUUAGAAGAACUAACCCUACCAGACUCCUGCUUCCUCAAGGCCAAUGAUUUGACUCACAGUCUUUCAUCAUAUCUAAAAGAAAUCUGCCCUAAGUGGGUGAAACUUCGGAAAAAUCACAGUGAGAAGAAAUCAGUCCUGAUGCUGAUUAUCUGUAGCUCUGCCACCCGAGCCCUGGAGCUCAUUAGGUCGAUGACCGCAUUCAGAGGAGACAGCAAAGUUAUGAAAUUAUUUGCAAAACACAUAAAGGUCCAGGAGCAAGUAAAAUUGCUGGAGAAGCGUGUGGUACACCUGGGUGUAGGAACUCCAGGGAGGAUUAAAGAACUCAUUAAACAAGGUGGCCUUAAUUUGAACCCCCUAAAGUUUCUGGUUUUUGACUGGAACUGGAGAGAUCAGAAGUUGAGAAGGAUGAUGGACAUUCCCGAGAUAAGAAAGGAGGUUUUUGAACUUCUGGAAAUGGGAGUCCUCAGUCUAUGCAAGUCAGAAUCUUUGAAGCUGGGCCUUUACUAAGUCUGGAUCCUAAUGAAAAUUCCUGUUUUCAUGGUGGGAUUUGCAUGGCUCUGGCCCACUGCAAGCACUUGGUAAAUAGCAACUAUUGUUUUAUUAAGUUGACUGUAUCACCAGAUGGAUCACUGGGAAUCUUAGGUGGGGAUUCUUUUACAAAAGUGAAUCUGUCCUUUGCCAACUCCCUUGUGUAAUAAAGUAUCACUGGCUUGUGUG
Molecule: messenger RNA, 1169 nt
Organism: Hippopotamus amphibius kiboko
Lineage: Eukaryota; Metazoa; Chordata; Mammalia; Artiodactyla; Hippopotamidae
Gene: CMSS1
Product: cms1 ribosomal small subunit homolog
Exons: 10
Coding region: 120-959 (279 amino acids)
Cellular component (GO): 90S preribosome; nucleus
Source: RefSeq, a predicted model, not a curated record